Acanthocheilonema viteae is the source of this 5706-nucleotide messenger RNA. The record is from the annotation of a GenBank genome assembly. Lineage: Eukaryota; Metazoa; Nematoda; Chromadorea; Rhabditida; Onchocercidae.
AUGAGUGAUAUAUCAUGGGUAAUAACUGAAGCGGAAAUGCGAGAAAAUGAUAUCCAAUUCUCGUCCCUUAAUCCAGUGAAUGGAUUCGUUUCCGGUGAACAGGCACGGCCUUUAUUCAUGAAAUCUGGUCUUUCACCAGCAAUUCUGGCUCAAGUAUGGCAUUUAGCAGAUUACAGUAAGGAUGGUAAGAUGGACCGAACUGAAUUUUCGAUUGCUAUGCAUUUAAUCCGUGCGGUAUUAGCUGGUGCAACGCUUCCGCCAGCUCUUCCGGUCUCCUUGAAGCCUCCAAUGGCUAUGACCCCAUCAUUUCCUCCACUGAUCGCGCAUACGCCAAUAGUUAGGCCAGUAAUGACUUAUGGCGGAGUUCCACCAACUGCAGCGCAAAAUUUGAUGACUUCUGGGAAAAUACAAGGUGAUUGGACCAUACCGCAUCAUAACAAAUUGAAAUAUUGUCAGCAGUUCAAUCAGCUCGACAAAAGCAGAAUUGGAUCACUUAGUGGUGUCCAUGCAAGAAAUAUUUUGGCACAAAGCCAGUUGCCGAACUCUGUUUUAGCUGAAAUCUGGAAUUUAUCAGAUCAUAACAAGGAUGGACGGCUUAGUGUAGAAGAAUUCUGUGUUGCGAUGCAUCUGAUUGAUUCAGUCAAAACUGGUUAUUUGCUUCCAAAAACCCUUCCACCUGAAUUAGCAACUCACUGUUCACGUUCCGUUUCCGAUUCACCAGUGCUUGAUCCGAAUGCACCCCCUGCACAAAAAAUUCAAAUACCGAAGACAUUUGAAGACAAACGCCGAGAUAAUUAUGAUCGUGGGCAAGCAGAGUUGGAUCGGCGUCGUCAAGCAUUACGUGAAGAGGAAGAGCGACGUCGUGCAGAAUUUGAGAAGAAAGAAAGAGAAAUGGCAGAAAAGAGGGAACGAGAAAGGGAGGAAGCUGAAAAGAGACGUCAAGCUGAACGUGAAGCAGAAUUAAAACGUGAGCAGAAACGUGAAGAAGCUCGUCUAGCAGAAGAAAGACGUAUUUUGGCAGAAAAAGAGGAAGCUAGAAAAGAAAUGGAAAGGCAGCGAAAAGCUGAUUUGAAUGCUCUAAGAAUUCGAGAAAUUAAAGCACAACGUCAAAAUGAAGUGGAUAGCACUCUGGAACGACAGCAACGGCAGAAAAGUUUAUCCUUUCAGCUUCAAGCUCUUGACGAGAAAUCAACAGAGUUGAACACCAACAUCACACAAGCAAGAGAUCUGAUUGUUGGUAUAACCAAAGAAAUAGAAUCAAUGAAAGUCAAACGUGAUGAAAAAACAGAAAAGAUUCGAUCACUGGAAAUAACAAAGCAACAAUUGAACGUACAGUAUGAACGACUGGCCCACGAAAGUCUCCAAAUGCAGGUUGAAUGUCGUAAUAGAGCGCAAAAAGUCGAAGAUCUUGAACAAGCGAAAAAUGAAAAACAAUCUCUGAUUGCUCAAAUAUCUGCUUUGAACAAGCAAUUGAAGGAUGCAAAUGAAAGAGCAAAAGUUCAACAACAGCUGGUUACUAAGAAAGCAGAAGAAUUGAAUGAAUGUGUUUUGAAAAUGACUCAACUUUCGACGCUGCAUUCUCAGUUGUACCAACAGAUUAAAAAUUUGAAGCCGAAAGUGAAUACCAUAGUUUCCGGACAAAAUGGUGAUGCGCCGAAUGCUAUAACAACAUCCUUAUCGAAUCACUCAGUUAGCAAAUCUCCAUCAGUUGAUUCGAAAAGCGUUACAAAUGGAGCAGUGCAACAGUUUUCCGUGCCCAAUAAUUCAUUACCAAAAGGAAAUGGUGCUACCGGUGCAGUGAAGUAUCGUGCAUUAUAUGAAUUCACUGCUCGUUCAGAUGACGAGCUUAGCUUCCAACCAGGAGAUGUUAUCCUUGCAUUUGAAAAUCAUGCCGCAGAACCGGGCUGGUUAGCUGGACAGAUGCGCGACAAAGUAGGGUGGUUUCCCAUAGCAUUUGCCGAACCGAUGGUACCUGUCAAUGCUGUUCCUACGCAGCCACCACAGACAGUAUCAUCUGUUACGACUUCUCCAUCAAGUGAACCGUUGCAGAGUAUUGUAGAGGAACCAGCCGCAUCGAUUGUUAAAUCAACUUCAGGAUCUUUCGAUGCUUCAUCGACGGACCAAGAAAAACAGUUGCCGGUUCUGGGAGCAGCAGUUGCAUUGUAUCAGUGGAAGGCGAGAAAUGAUAAUGAAUUGAGUUUUUCGAAAGGAGAUGUCAUCGAGAUCCUGGAACAACUGGAAAUGCGUUGGAAGGGUCGUAAUAAGUCUGGCGCAGUUGGCUGGUUCCCCAAGUCAUACGUUUCAAUGUCAGGUGGAGAUGCUAAGGUCGAUUUGAAGGACAAUUUGACGAAAGAUCAAGUUGAAAAGUCAAAAGAAUCCAUGGGAAAGGAUACUUCUGUAUCUUCGUCUACUCCUUCAGUUGGUGCAGUAUAUGAUGUUGUUACAGUAGAAGUACCGGCUGAAUCGACAUCAGGCGAAUGGUACGUGGCAUUGUAUGAUUUCCAAGCAAUGGAACCAACAGAUCUCGAUUUGCAUGCUGGUGAUCGUAUUCUUGUUACGGAAACAAUCAAUGAAUGGUGGAAAGGAACUUGCAAUGGACGAACCGGAAUUUUCCCCGCAAAUUAUGUGCAAAAAUGCCCAUCUUCAUCGGGUGAUAUGUCGCAGUCAGAAGGUGCAGACUUGGGUACGGGCAGGGCUAUUGCUGAUUUUGAAUCCACUGCCGAAAAUCAAUUAUCGCUGAAAAUUGGUGAUAUGGUGAAAAUCCAAAGCAAAUCAUCUUCUGGUUGGUGGCAAGGCGAGGCAAGUUGCACAUUUCUUGAGGGUGAAGAGCAGAUUGGUCUUCAGUUCGAGUCCCCAACUUCAAUCUCAUAUAUUAAUAUUAAAGUAAUAUUUUUGCAGAUUAUUUCCGAUAGUGGAGCUAAAAAAGCUGGUUGGUUCCCAGGUAAUUAUGUGGAAGUAUUGGGUGGAAAUGAAUUGAAGGCAGAAGCCUUAUAUGAUUAUCAGGCUCAGCGUGAUGAUGAAUUAUCCUUUAAAGCUGGUGAUAUCAUAAUAGUCACUGAUCAGAGUGAUGGCGAGUGGUGGAAGGGACGUCUGCUCAGUGACAAAAAUACUACUGCCGCACUCUUCCCAGGAAAUUAUGUUCAGUUGCGCAAAACUAUACAACCAGACAUCGAAGCAUCUCUAAAGUCAGUGACAUCAUUGCAUAGUCCAGUUAUUACAACCACUGAUCAGUAUUCCACUAUUGCUUCUAAAUGUGAAAAAGUUGCAAAGGAAUUGUUGGAUACAGAAGUGAAAUACUGCCAUGACUUAACACACUGCUAUGAAGUAUUCGCUCAAGGAUUACAAGGCAUAAUUAGUACUAGUCUUGCAAGCCAAUUAUUUUUAAAUUUUGAACAACUCAUUUUUGUAUCUACUUCUAUUGCUAAUGCACUUAAACAAUUGCCACCUGGUGAUGUAUUUGUGGAAAAGUUUGAUUUGCUUCAUGCUUAUGUUGAAUUUUGCUCGAAACAACAAGCAGCGUUGGAAAUGCUAAACGAACUUGAACACAGCAAUGUUUCCUUUCGACAAGCGUAUCGUUCAUGUUGUAUAAAGACAAAAGGAAUAAACUUCAGUUACUUCUUGCUCUUACCGAUGAAUCGCAUUACUCGUUAUCCGUUAAUUUUCGAAAAGCUUGUCAAAUAUACGGAUCCGAAUGAUGCUAAAUACAAGAAUCUUGAAAAGGCGUACGAGCUAUUGAAAUCAUUAUGUACCAAAAUUAACGAUGUCAUCAGCGCAAUGGAUAGUUCCAGCAUGCUUAUUUGGGCCCAGCAACAUGUCCACUGUGAAGCUAUACAACCACCUAUAGUCUUUCCGUCUUCUACACGAAAAGUUGGACCACGACAUCUUUUGCACUCUGGAGCUUUACAGAAGCAGUUCAAUGGCAAAAUAUUGGUUGCUUUAUUAUUUAAUGAUUUUCUGAUGCUAACAACACCUAUGGAACCAAUCGAACAGCUGGAGGAGUUCAGAAUUUCCAAAACAAGUGAAUUUCAAUUAAAUCUUUAUAAGAUGCCUUUGUUGUUGGAAAAUGCUAAAGUUGUGCAGAGCAAGGAAAUGGAUGAUUGUUCAUUUGAAGUUCGCUCCGGUGAAUUUUCUGUAAUAUUGCGUGCACCAAAUCGAAAUGCUCGGUUAUUUUGGAUUGCACAAAUUGAAAAAGCCAUUAACGAAUAUCAUAAUCAGUGCCUAUUGGUAAAGAAACCGUCGAUAUCCUCUGAUAUGUCUGAGCAAGGUCGACUUUUCGUGGAAUUGGUUUGCAUUCUAAACGUGGAUAGUGCGUUGAGAUUAUUAGGAACCCAAUCAAUACUGUGCAAAUUUCAAAUCGGUCAAUCCUCAACCUAUGCUGAUGUUGAUAUCAACAAAAAGGAGCAUCUUUGUACAACACAACUGCCUAUCUAUAAAACUGCUUAUGAUGAUUUUUUCGAAGUAGCAAUUUUUCUCAACCGAGUCUUUUCGCCAGAUCUUUGUGCAGGCAUGGUACAAUUUAUAAUUUCUUCAGGACAGUUACCCUUUGCUCACUUUGCCCGUACUCUGUUCAUUGUUUUAACCACUAUAUUAAUCCACUGUGGUAGCAGUAAAAUUGCAAUGGCGGAUUUGUUGACAACCGCAACGAUGCAUCGUGGUCCAAUGUCUAAGCAAUUUGAUUGUGAAUCAGGAGAUAUAUCAAAUUUACGACCUCGUAACGCUGAUGUAAAGGAAAAACAGCAUGGUUUAGAUAUGUUACCUGGAUGGCCUUUAAUAACAGUUGGAGCAAUCAUAGCUCUAUUUAUGGCGUUUGCUUUACAUCAUAUCGAGGAGGGACAUGUUGGAGUUUAUUAUCGAGGUGGUGCUCUGUUAACCCGUGUCAGCCAACCAGGAUAUCACUUGAUGUUUCCGUUUUUUACAUCAUACAAAUCAGUGCAGGUCACUUUACAAACUGAUGAAGCAAAGAAUGUACCUUGUGGAACAAGUGGUGGUGUUAUGAUUUAUUUUGAUCGAAUCGAAGUUGUAAAUAUUUUAUCUUCAUCAAGCGUUUACGAUAUUGUGAAAAAUUACACGGUAGACUACGACAGGCCAUUAAUAUUCAACAAAGUUCACCACGAAGUUAAUCAAUUUUGCAGUAGUCAUACACUUCAAGAAGUUUACAUCGAUCUUUUUGAUCAAAUUGAUGAAAAUUUGAAAACUGCUCUACAAAAGGAUUUAACAAGAAUGGCUCCUGGCCUUUCCGUGCAAGCAGUCCGAGUAACAAAACCUAAAAUACCAGAAUCAAUACGACAGAAUUAUGAGCAAAUGGAAGCUGAGAAAACGAAACUUCUUGUAGCUAUACAACAUCAAAAGGUGGUUGAGAAAGAAGCUGAAACGGAACGCAAAAAAGCUGUUAUAGAAGCGGAAAAAGCUGCUCAAGUAGCUGCUAUUCAUUAUAAACAGCAUAUAGCCGAAAAAGAAGCGCAGAAAAGGAUUUCUCAGCUGGAAGAUGAAAGUCAUAUAGCUCGAGCAACUGCCCGUGCAGAUGCUGAAUUUUAUUCAAGAAAGAAACAAGCAGAGGGUAAUCAGAUGCUAUUAACCAACGAAUUCUUGGAAUUGAAGAGAAUUGAAGCAAUUGCAAUGAAUAACAAAAUAUAUUAUGGUUCUCAAAUACCGAAUGCAUUUUUGGACAUUGACUUUCCAUCUGUGCCGAAACGAUCCACAAAUUGA